Crotalus tigris (Tiger rattlesnake) is the source of this 4808-nucleotide messenger RNA. RefSeq names its product divergent protein kinase domain 2A (gene DIPK2A). The record is from RefSeq and is a predicted model, not a curated record. Gene Ontology annotation, cellular component: COPI vesicle coat. Gene Ontology annotation, biological process: regulation of phosphatidylinositol 3-kinase/protein kinase B signal transduction; cardiac muscle cell proliferation. Bases 202 to 1491 code for a protein of 429 amino acids. Lineage: Eukaryota; Metazoa; Chordata; Lepidosauria; Squamata; Viperidae. The transcript has 3 exons.
CUUCACCUCCCCUCCCCCUCCCCUCCGUAACUUGGCUGGUUUUUAUCAGGCGAGCCUCGCUGUGGAGAGUUUAUCGGCGCUGGCGCUGCAGCGUGGGAAGUGCGGGGCGCGAAAGGACAGGAGGCAGUGCCAGCAAGGGGGGUGCCCCGCCGGCUGGUCCGGCCGGCCGGCCAGUUGGUCGGUCGGUGGCGUCGGCGGACGAUGCUCCGGCUGGUGUCGCUGAAGUUGGGGCGGCUAUACCGCUACGUGAAGCUGGCGGUACUGGGUAUCCUGGCGGCGGCGCUGGCCCUCAAUUCGCCUUCGUUGCUGGCCUCUCUGCAACGCAACGAGCUGGCCGAGCGGCGCUUCUUGCAGCUGAACAAGUGCCCGGCCUGCUGGGGCACCAGCUGGUGCCGCAAGUUCUUGAACGGACAGCUGCGGCUGGAGAGCUGGGGCCGCCUGCGCCUCCUCGACUUCCUCAACGUCAAGAACGUGUACUUCGCUCGGUAUGGGGAGCCCCGCGAAGGCAGCCGCCGGGUCGUGCUCAAGCGCUUGGGUUCCGCGCGGGAGCUUGCCGACAUCGACGCUAAGAUCUGCCGGCGCGCCACCGGCAGGGGACGCUGCGACUUGCUCCAGGCCCUGCACGCCACCGAGUUCGCCAGCAUCAACGGCGACGUCCGACUUCUAACUCCCGACGUCGUGGAAGGUUGGUCGGACCUGGUGCAUUGUCCCUCGCAGCGCCUCCUCGACCGCGUCGUCCGUCGCUACGCCGAGACCAAGGACUCGGGCAGUUUUCUGCUCCGCAACCUGAAGGAGUCGGAGCGCAUGCAGCUGCUCAUUACGCUCGCCUUCAAUCCGGAGCCUCUCGUGCUUCAGAGUUUUCCCUCUGAUGAAGGAUGGCCAUUUGCAAAAUAUCUUGGAGCAUGUGGAAGAAUGGUAGCUGUAAACUAUGUGGGAGAAGAACUAUGGAGUUACUACAGUGCCCCUUGGGAAAAACGAGUGGACCUGGCAUGGCAAUUAAUGGAAAUAGCAGAACAACUGACAAACAAUGGCUUUGAAUUUGCACUCUACCUCCUUGAUGUGAGCUUUGACAACUUUGCAGUAGGUCCUAAAGAUGGAAAAGUCAUAAUUGUGGAUGCUGAAAAUGUUUUGGUGGCAGAUAAAAAGUUAAUCAAACAAAAUAAACCUGAAAACUGGGAUGUAUGGUAUGAAAGCAAAUUUGAUGACUGUGAUAAGGAAGCUUGUCUUUCUUUCUCAAAGGAGAUUUUGUGCACUCGGGUCACUGUGGAUCAUAAUUACUAUGCUAUUUGUCAGAACCUUUUAUCAAGACAUGCCACCUGGCAUGGCACUUCUGGAGGACUUCUUCAUGAUCCUCCAACUGAUAUUGCCAAAGAUGGUCAACUUGAGGCCUUGCUGGAUGAAUGUGCCAAUCCAAAGAAGCGAUAUGGUAGAUUCCAGGCUGCAAAAGAAUUACGUGAAUAUCUUGGACGAUUAAGUAAUAAUGUGAGGUAGUUCAUAGUGGGUGGACAAGGAGACAUGGACUAGUGAGUUCUGAACCUGAAACAAGAGCAACCAGAAUGAGAAAAUAAAUUGCAUAACACUGUUGCUACAGGAAGGUUGACAAAAGUUACAUAUCCUACUACAACUUGAACUACUUUUAACUGAAAGAGGAAGACUGAAAAUAUAAUUGAAUUCACUUUCUCAAUCAGAUUUCAUUGUUUUGUAAUAAUGCUACACUCCUUGGAAAGUCAAGUUAUAUGGGCCUGUUUUAAAGGCUUUUAUUUCUGAUGUCAUUAUCCUGCUCUUAUACAACUUACAAAAGAGGCAUUUGCGUAGAUGCUGAUAAUCCAAGGUGUCCUUGAUCGUUUUUGUAACUGCUAGAUUUUCAUUUAAUGUUGUGUGCUUUUUGAAUACAGGAUUCCUCUUAUUCUGUUGUUGAAUUCCUUUUGUUUCAUAUGUUUGUAUGCCUUAUUAAAGAUAUGCUUGUAAAAGCUGUCUUAAAUGUUGUGUGAACCUAACCUAGUUAUGUUGGAAUUGUUUAUAUUUCUACUACAGAUAAUACUUCACAUCUUGGUUAAAUAGAAAACUUCAUUUCAGUGUAUAAAAGUAUAUGUUCAUCAGGGAAUUGAAAUAUACAAACUAUUUCAAUGAAGACAAACAGUUUGAACCUGUCAUGCUUACAUUGAUCCAGCAGAAAUAGUGGCUGUAAGACAGCCAUGACUAUGAAAGAAUGACUCAUUUCCAUGGAUCAACUUUAAACAUGACUAAAACUAAACAUUUUGUGUGUUGAAGAAGCACUAGAUAAAUGAAAAUUAAAAAAAACAUUUUGCUACCAUAGUAAUCAUAAACCAAAGAAAAUAAUUAUGUGUAGUCUCUGCUUAAAAUAAUGUACUGUAGUGGCACUAGCCUACUGACGAACAUUUUAGUCCGUUAUUAUCAUUCUACUACUAGUUAAAAACUUAGGAACAACAUACAAAUGGGAAAAUGCCCAGCAGGUUAGCAUUUAUUUUGUAUUAGUCACAGUUCUACUAAUUUUGGGAACUAAUGUUUACAGGACUUAAAUUUUGAGGUUUACUAUCUAAUAGCUCCCUUCAUUUAUAUGGUAGAGGGCUUCAAUGCAUAUUGUUUAGUUGCAGUUAUUAUUUUUUCUCAGAUGAUUACUGUUUGCCUGAAAUUGUUCCCGCAGAUCAGGAGUUGAAGAAAUUGGAUCACUUCUAAAAUAAACUUUUAAAAGGUAUGAUUUUCUUUAUUUACAGCAACUAUUGUAAAUGUUUUCUUCACUGGAGUGAUGAAGUUCUGAUCCUGAAAAAAAUUCCUAAUUAUAGCAACAAUUAAUUGACUACAAUUAUUUUAAGGUGGAGUAAGAAUAAAUUGUAUACUAAAGCUGAUAAGUGCAUUACUGAAAAAUGUAUUUGGACAAGUGGGAUAUAGCAGUAGGAAUGAGCUGAAAACUCCCCAAGUUUUCCAAGCUCUGAAAACAUGCAGAAUAUGUUAAAGGUAUAUAAAAUAAAUGGCAAGGCCUAUUAUUAUUCUCUUUGGCUUCCUUAGUCAUAUACUAUUGCUUCUUUGCAAAUUGUGUCUCUACCGUGUUACUUUCAUUUAGUUGUUGAGCUCUAUCCUGGGAAAAUUUCUUACUGUGGUAGUUUCUUUUAUCUCUAACAUGGCUGAAUCAGAGCACAUUAGACAUGUUAGUAUCCUACAUACAUAAUUUAUAGAAUUUGCUGGAUAAUAUCCUGUUUAUUUAAAAAAUGGUAGUUUUGCCUAAUUUUCUCUGGAUUCUGUUACAAUUUCUUCUCAUAGUAUUUAUGUUGCUAUAGUUCACACUUGAGCAAAACGGAAAUGUGAGAUUAAACUCUAGCCUGUUACAAAAAGUCUUGCUUUAUUGCAAUUUUAAUUUAAUACCCACACUUCUGGAUGGAUAAGAACCAUUGUUGCUGUAGGCUUUAAACAACAACACUAUCAGCUACUGAAUUGGUUCAACUGCCAAUGUUUCCUGGGAGUUUAAGGUUGAAAUUCAUCUUAAAAUACUGUGCUGAUAAGCAGGAUUCUGAUGAUAAAAGGAAUCCAUAAUUUUCAGUCUACAGGGAAAACACCUAUGUGGAAAGCAAUAAGUUUUAUUCAAUUUGCACCUAUCAAGUAUUUAUUGUACAGGGACAAUUUAUAUUUUUAAUCAUUGCCCAUGAAUAAUGGUGAAAUAUUUUUGAAUGAGAUGUUUGGGGUUUAUAUGUGCAUAAAAAUGUCUUUUGUACUGUAACUGUUUAAUUUGGUUAUCAAAACUGUUUCCUGUGCCUUUAUAUUAAGGUUGUUUCUACAAUUUCUCUUGAAUAAUAAACAAUACUUAAUUUUUUUUCUUGGUUUUGCUUAAAUGUAAUGCACUAGUAGUUCAUUUUAAUACUGUAGAGGGUUUUUACUCCACCAAGAAUGGCAACAAAUAUAAGUGCUUUUGAAAAAAAAGAAUUCAUUUGUGGAGAGAAGUAUCAGGACUAAAAUCCCCAAAUUUGGGCAAAAUAUUUCUUUUAAAAGUAGUUAAAGACAUUACUAAGAUACUUUUAUAUGCUUUGUAUAGUAGUAAAUGCUAAUAAGAAAUAGGAUAGAUUUUUACCUUAAUAUUGCCAAGAAACAUUUAGGAUUUAUGGAUUGAAUUUUGACCUUAUUUACACUCAUAAAGAAAUUAGGAUUAGAAUUUUCCCCUUACAGCUGUUGCUUUUAUAUAACACUGUGAAUGAGUGAAACAUGGAAUGUAUAUGCUGUUGUCUUCUUUUUGGGAGCUAACCAGAGGAAGGUAUACUUCAUAGAUUUGGAAAGUUUUGGGAUAUGAACUUAACUGUGUAGAAAACAAAUUGGCUCAACAAACUAGCCAUACAGUUGAUGGUUGUAAAGCCACUUGCAUGUUAAACUAUCAGUUCUGGAAUAUGCAUAACAAAAAGUGAGGAUUAUUAGAAAGUGAAAGUAACUGUUGAAAUGGAUUUCCUCACACAGAGAGAUGAUAGAGCAAAAGCCAAUAAUUUAUUUCAGUUUCUGCAUCUUGUGCAAAAAAGCAAUUGCUGCUAAACUAAAUACAUUGUAGCUAAAUAUGUUACUUCCAGAAAAAAAGUUAACUAGUAUUUUAGCUGUGCUGUGUUUCAGAUCUAUAGUAAUUUUCUAUUAUUUCAGGUGUAUACAUUUAAUUGUGAUUUUGGAGUUUCUGAUAUUAUUUCAGAUCUGUUUGUACAAAGAUAACUUUUGUGAAACUACCAUGGUAUUCUCAAAAAGUAGAUCAAUUUCAUGUUUUUAAAACUAUUUUUGGUAUAUUAAAUCUCAUUAAAAACAAAAAUCUUGGCUUCUCUAAA